AUGGUCCAGGAGACCCAAGACUCGCUCUCCGACGAUGCUCUUCUCCCCCUUAAGUCCUACAAGUACUCGAGUGUCGACAAGUCAUUUAUUUCCAACUACAUUUUGAGACAUUAUUGGAAUGCAUUUGUCGAACUGGUACCGAUGUGGAUGGCCCCCAACAUGGUGACUCUGCUUGGAUUCGUGUGGAUUGUCGCCAAUGUGUUCUUGAUUGAAUUGGCUGUCCCUGAUAUGGUGGGACCUGGUCCCGGAUGGAUUUACUUCAGCUUCGCUCUUGGCAUGUGGAUGUAUUCUACCCUCGACAAUGUCGACGGCAAGCAGGCACGUCGCACUGGAACAUCCAGCGGACUCGGAGAACUUUUUGAUCACGGAAUCGAUUCUCUGAACUGCACCAUGGCUAGUUUGCUUUCGACCGCCGCAAUGGGCUUCGGAUCUACUUACCUCGGUGCUUGGACUGCUCUUGUUCCUUGCCUAGCCAUGUAUUUCUCUACGUGGGAGACUUUCCAUACUCACACCCUUUAUCUCGGCUACUUCAACGGCCCAACUGAGGGCCUGUUGAUCGCCAUCAGCAUUAUGAUGGCUUCGGGAAUUUGGGGACCCGGCAUUUGGUCGCAACCCAUCACUGACCUCAUCAACUGGCCGCAGGUGUUUGGUACCAACUCUAUCAAGGACCUGUGGGUGCCCAUUUUGCUGGUCGGCUUCUUCCUCGGCCACCUUCCCGGGUGUGUCAUGAACGUCGCUGCUGCUCGCAAGAAGCAGGGCCUGCCGUUCACCCCGCUGCUCAAGGAAUGGAUCCCCAUGGCUGUCUUCACUGGCUGCAACAUGGCUUGGCUGUUCUCUCCGUACUCGACUAUCCUGUCUGGCAACCACCUUGUCCUGUUCUGCUGGGUCCUCGCCUUUGUCUUCGGCCGUAUGACCACAAUGAUCAUUCUGGCCCACUUGAUCAGACAACCUUUCCCUUGUUGGACCAUUCUCCUGGCCCCGCUGGUCGUCGGCUCCGUUCUCAUUAACCUUCCCAUUCUCGGCUUCCCGGUCAUUGCCCCUUGGUUGGAGCUUCUCUACGUCUGGGUUUACCUUGCCUUUGCUUUUGUCAUUUAUAUGCACUGGGCUGUGUUGGUUAUCAACCGCAUCACUACCUUCCUGGGCAUCAACUGCCUUACCAUCCGCAAGGACCGUGGUCCUGCUCGUGACCGGGCCUACCGCAACCUUGCCGGUGAAACUCAACUCGAUGACCCCCGUGCUUCGACCGACACCUCCAAGACCCAUUAG
Penicillium olsonii is the source of this 1266-nucleotide messenger RNA. NCBI's taxonomy places the organism in Eukaryota, Fungi, Ascomycota, Eurotiomycetes, Eurotiales, Aspergillaceae. The record is from the annotation of a GenBank genome assembly.